Meriones unguiculatus (Mongolian gerbil) is the source of this 4287-nucleotide messenger RNA. It is a transcript of the gene Tmem120b, whose product is annotated as transmembrane protein 120B. NCBI's taxonomy places the organism in Eukaryota, Metazoa, Chordata, Mammalia, Rodentia, Muridae. The coding region runs from base 136 to 1155 and encodes 339 amino acids. The transcript is spliced from 12 exons. The record is from RefSeq and is a predicted model, not a curated record. Gene Ontology annotation, biological process: fat cell differentiation. Gene Ontology annotation, cellular component: nuclear inner membrane.
CAGGUGCGCGCGUGGCUCCGGCUGCGCAGGAACAGCUGUUGGCUCGGGAGGCGGCUAGUGAGCGGGCGGGCGUGGGGUGCUGGUGGCCGGCCGGGUCACGCUGCGGGAGCCGCCGCCGCCUUGCACCAUUGCACCAUGUCCGGCCAGCUGGAGCGUUGCGAGCGCGAGUGGCAUGAGCUGGAGGGAGAAUUUCAGGAGCUGCAGGAGACACAUAGGAUCUACAAGCAGAAGCUGGAGGAGCUGACCGCUCUGCAGACACUGUGCAGCACCUCCAUCAGCAAGCAGAAGAGGCAUCUCAAGGACCUGAAGCACACGCUCCAGAGGUACAAGCGCCAUUCCAGUCAAGAGGAGGCAGAGCUCAUCCAGCAGAUAGGCGCCAACAUUAAGGAGCGGCAGAAUGUCUUCUUCGACAUGGAGGCCUACUUACCGAAGAAGAAUGGGCUCUACUUGAAUCUGGUUCUUGGCAAUGUGAACGUGACCCUGCUCAGCAAUCAAGCCAAGUUUGCUUACAAGGACGAGUAUGAGAAGUUUAAGCUCUACCUGACCAUAAUCCUGCUUCUGGGUGCCGUGGCCUGUCGCUUUGUCCUUCACUACAGGGUGACAGACGAAGUCUUCAACUUCCUGCUCGUGUGGUAUUACUGCACCUUGACCAUUCGGGAGAGCAUUCUCAUAAGUAACGGUUCCAGAAUCAAAGGCUGGUGGGUGUCUCACCAUUACGUCUCUACGUUCCUGUCUGGAGUGAUGCUGACGUGGCCUAAUGGACUAAUUUAUCAGAAAUUUCGAAAUCAAUUUUUAGCCUUCUCCAUUUUUCAGAGCUGUGUUCAGUUCCUACAGUACUAUUACCAGAGGGGCUGUCUCUACAGACUGCGGGCCCUGGGGGAGAGGAACCACCUGGACCUCACCGUGGAAGGGUUCCAGUCCUGGAUGUGGCGGGGCCUCACCUUCCUCCUGCCUUUCCUCUUCUGCGGCCAUUUCUGGCAGCUCUACAAUGCCGUCACGUUGUUCGAGCUCUCCAGCCACGAGGAAUGCAAAGAAUGGCAGGUGUUUGUGCUGGCUCUCACCUUCCUCAUCCUCUUCCUCGGCAAUUUCCUGACCACACUCAAAGUUGUGCACGCCAAACUCCAGAAGAACAGAAACAAGACAAAGCGGCCAUGAGCCUUCGGACUCUUGUGUCUGGGGUUCUUAGGACUUAAGACUGCUGAGGAUUCCAGUCAGCGCCCUGGCUGCCAGUCACUGGUAGCCACAGGCAGCAGCAUCUCAGGGGCCAGCAGCAUCGCUGAGAGCAGGGCCGAGGCCCCGGUCCCUGGCCAGACACGAGGAAUGUGAAGGCCGCCUGUGCGCACAGUAUUAGCCUGCCCCAUCUCCGUAUUUAUAACGUAUUUAAUGCCGGGUCUUCCCCACGUCCCUGGAAUCGGAGGCCUUUCCCCAAAGCUCUGGGUAACGGCGGUGGCCAGGUCUGUGUCUGUCUUCCAGGGAAGGGCAAAAAGCCUCAGGGAACCCCUCUCUUCCUACUCCUGUCAUUUGAACCCCUCACGGGGGUUUGGCUGUGCCUCACCGGGGUUGGCUUUAGCUGACCUGCUUUUACCGUGUCCCAGGCACUGGGCGGAAUGAAACUUUGAGCAUCCUGUGGAGUGGCCCCCCGCCCUGGGCCACCACUCUGCUGUAAGCCUCCCACAGGCCCCACUCUCUGUGGUGGCGGGGGAAUAUUUUAGUUCUCAGAGAACCUACCAGUCUUGUCUCUUGCCUUGUGUCUCCUGAACCGCCUUUCUACUGGCCACUUGGGGAGAGUGGCGCAGCCUCCUCGGAUCUUCGAGAUCUCGGCUCCUUGGAGCCCGGGCGGCAGGGUUUUAAGGACGGUCUCCACCAGGGGGCGCCAAGCCUCUGGGUUGUUUGCGUUCUAGCCGGCUACUGGGGGUUUCAUGUUGGCACCCUUCAGCCUUCCUUCACAAACUCGCUGUGAGAACUUGACAUAAUCCAGACCCUCAGCGUGACUGGCAUUUAAGGUCACCCAUUCCCUGCCCCUCUCCACCUCAGGGGUUCUUGUUUGUGUGGGAAGGGGAGGGGUGGGGCCUGAGUGGGCUCAGCCCAAGGUGCGACCCUGUGAGAUGCAGGCAGCAGCAAGGCGGAGGAAGAAACAGGCCCAACUGAGUGUCCUGCCCCCUCCCACCCACGGGCCCCAGCUGCCCACCCAGCUCCACAUCACAGCUGUCGUCCUCAGACAUGCUUCAUUCGGUCCUCACAGUUUUUAAAUUCUUUAGUUAUGCGAUAAAAAUGAGAUCUCACCUUCUCCCACGCUGAGAUGCCACAGAAGAAUCCAGAUUUCUGUUUACCUUACUAAAAUGGAAAAACCUGGCAACAUUCCCAAAGGGCAAGAGCAGGCACCUGCUCCUGUUUGCCGCGGCCCGCCCCUCCCUUCAUCCCUGCCCUACUUCUGUCCUUGGUCUCCUGUCCUUGAAUCACCUGGCCUGGCCUGUGCAGGUAUGCCCCAGAUUAGGAAUCAGCAAAGUUUCCCCAUUAAGGCCCAGAGAAUGAGUAUGUUAGGCUUUGUGGACUAGUCCUGUGGUAACUUCAGCCUGCAGUUGUAGAACAAAAACUGCCAUUACAUACUUGUGGCUUUUCAAUAAAACUUUAUUUACAAAACCAGGCAGGGGCUACAUGUGGCCCACAGGCUGUGGUUCACUGACCACUGCUCUACACCUUUCUAUCCACAACGUCUAGGAUUCGGAGAGAGCAAGAGGUCCUUGGUUGGCUCCUCAGGGGACAGGGCCUUGGACAGGGGAGGGGGUCCUUGGCAACCUGACCUUGGGGGCUGAGUCAGGAGGUACUGGGACAGACGGGUCAGCCAAGGCCAUGGUUCCAUGGUCGGGUGAUGCCCCCUUCAUCUCGGAGGCACUGAAGUGGGAUGCCUGGCUUGAAAAGUUCUGAAACGCAGACUCUAGACCUUCUAGAAGGUGUCAGGACUCGAGAAUCUUGCCGUGGGAGACACCGGCGAUCUGUAGGCGAGUUCCGAGAAACUGUCCGGUGUGGGAAGGGGUGGCCAUGUCAGUUCUGGAACGAGGCAGGGGUAGCCUACUCCCGACCUCCACGUCAUGGUGAGGCUGACCACUCAGAUGACCCAACCCCAGCCAUUUAGAGAUGGGGCAUAGUCCAGGGUGAGCGCAUCCGUCAGGAGCCUGGGCACUGGCUAUCAGGAGUCUCCAGUGGAAAUCGGCUGAGGGUUUGGAGGAGAGACUGCAGCAGGAGUCAGAUGGGCGGCCUACAUUCAUUUUGACCUUUUGAGAGGUUGUUUCUUCUGCACUUUAACAUGUGUCUCAGUCUGUGGCCAAGGCUGAGGCAGAAGUCCUCAGUGUGGUGUGAAGGGAGAGGCCAGUGCCAGCCUCAUGUCCGGCUUGACGCCUGCAUUCUCCUGAUAGGCUGUGGCCGCCAGGUUCCUGAGGGGAAGCAGGAAGGGGCUGGAGGAUGUAGCUGAGCCUAUCUCAAGAGCUCACGGAGACGGGGACUCUGAACAGCAUUGCACAUCCACAUGUUGCUCUGAGGUUUUAGCAUGAGUUGGGUUUGGAAAGGAAACAGGCGUGGCUAGGGCAAGGAGGAGCUGUGACAGGGAGGGCCCUCCCGCAGCCUGGCGAUGAGUGCCCGUCCCAGGGUAGAGUGCCGGUGGGGUCUGGCAUCUGCAUUCACCGCUGAACUACAGUGUGACCCCGAAGGGGAUAGUUCCAGAAUGUUCUGAGAGUCUAGCCCUGGCGCCAGGCACCGCAAGGCUGUGAGGGGGCCGGGGUCCCUCGCUGCGACAGUUCCCCCAGGUUCACAGCAGCAGGCAGAUCCUGUGCUUUUUCUUCCUCUGUGCUUUCUUGAGGGCGCUGAGGGCCACCUUGGCGGCUUCCCUGAAAACAUCUUCCACGUUCUCCCGAAACUUGGCAGAACAUUCCAGAUAGAGUGCAGCUUGCAUCUGUUCACAGGCACUCAGGCCCUGGGGAGGGCAGGGAGAGGGAGUGUUAAUUAGAUGAGGGGCCUGGGGCCUUCUGACACCCCUAAAGCUUGGGAGGCCCUCCAGAGUUGGAAACCUAACCUUGGGGGGACCCCUGCCUCUCCACGGCUGGAUGGAAGAAGCCCCUUGCUGGCCCUCACCCAUCUCCUUCUCUCGCCAGCUUCCAGCAGAGAGGGGAACUGAGUUCUGAGACCUGGGGCCAGGGCUACCUCUCAAGCUGUAUCCCUGUUCCUUGACAGGGCAAUUUAGGCAACUGAGUUUCCUGGCAGGGUGAACUAAUAAAAAUCUUGGUCUUCCUAUUA